Molecule: messenger RNA, 318 nt
Organism: Lichtheimia ornata
Lineage: Eukaryota; Fungi; Mucoromycota; Mucoromycetes; Mucorales; Lichtheimiaceae
Exons: 3
Coding region: 1-318 (105 amino acids)
Biological process (GO): ubiquitin-dependent protein catabolic process
Cellular component (GO): elongin complex
Molecular function (GO): protein-macromolecule adaptor activity
Source: RefSeq, a predicted model, not a curated record
AUGAGCAACGACAACACCACACCUUCCGAAUACGUCAAACUUAUCAGUGCUGAUGGUUUCGAAUUUGUCAUUCAUCGGGAAGCAGCCAUGCGAUCCGGCACCAUAAAGAACAUGCUCGUUGGGCCAGCCCAAUUCAAGGAAUCGGUGGAAAACGAGAUCCCUUUCCGUGACAUCAAAGCUGUAAUCCUGGAGAUCGUGUGCCGAUAUCUUUACUACAAGUGGCAAUAUGAAGGCUGUACGACCGAGAUCCCACAGUUCGAUAUUGAUCCUGAGGUGGUGCUCGAAACCUUGAUGACGGCAGACUUUUUAGAAUGCUAA